AUGACCGAACGAAAGAGCUCUGGUAGGCUGCAACCCCACCACCGCCAACCACAGUCGCAGUCGCAGUCACAGUCACAGUCCACGUUAAACAACACCACUACCCCGCCAAAAGCCUCACGAAUUGCUUCCAAUGUGCCCAAGGACCAAGCACGCCGACGCAUAUUUCCUUUGAAUGAUAUGCACAAGCACCAGAGUGGACGCACACCGGGGCCUAGCCAGCCCACCACCAACGUCGAUGAUUCAACACCACCUAGCCAGGAUGCCACUAAUGAAUCGGGCCAGCAGCAUACCCAGUCGCCUUCAGCCACGGAAAAAGCGCGCAGAGACUCGAGCAACCUUUGGGAGAGCACAAUGAAUGACGCCGUACAGCGCGAAAGCGAAGAGCUCGUGCGCCAAAACCACGAACUACGUUGCCGGGUUGCCCAGUUGGAGGACCAGCUCAUGUAUCCGAACAGUGCUCGACAACACAGCGACCGGCCAAAAUCACCAGACCAAGUAGGCGAUCUGAAACUUCGUUUGCAGGCUGCGGGGAAAGAGUCACAGGAAAGACUCCAGCAAAUCAUUGCCCUCAAAUCGAGCAUAUCAUCUCUUACACGUGUGCAGUCUCAGAUUACCGAUAGCGACCUUGUGGUGUCCUUGUCCGAACUUGCAAACCGCGUCCGAGAAUGGACGAUCUCUAACCUCAGGCGGACCAAGCUGAACCUUGAAAAUAUACCUAAAGAAACCGAAGAAACAGUUUGCAAGCUGUAUCCUCAAUACAGGAGUGGUAUCCAGGGUGCAGACAAGUUUGCCUUAUAUCAAGCUAUUAUCUCGACCUCGCUCAUGCCCAUUUUUGAAACACCUUUGGUCUUCGGGCUGCCAAAAUCGCUCACGGCAAUUCAGUCCUUUGCCGACGAGGUACAAGGCAGCGGUCCUGCCUAUAGUGAAUGGAAGCGCGCGACGAUACAAGUGCUUGAGAAUAGCAGAGUACAACCUGACCUUAUAAGAGAACGGGAGGAAUUGCUCCACCGUAUCCUCGGGGAUAUUUGUCAUCUGCUCUUUACCCUAACUUCCACUACCGUCACCUCGAGUGCGCAAUCAGCACUAAGUGGGAUUCUCAAGAAUGCUGUAGACUUCCAACGAACACUGGCUCUUCAGAAAGCGCGUUACCAGCUCCUUUUCUUUCGCAGUGAAGGCAAGAAAAUGUGCCUCGACGAUCGUACAAUGGAAGCUAUCAAUGAUGUUGAUUCCACCACGGACGACGAUACUCCUAUGGAGACGGACCGCACAUUCCUCUUCUGCGUAUUCCCUGGCCUCGUCAAGCAUGGUGAUGAGUGGGGUGAGCACGAUGAGAUGAGCAAUGUUUUGCUCAAAGCAAGGGUUUGCUCUGGAUUCGGGUAA
Molecule: messenger RNA, 1380 nt
Organism: Bipolaris victoriae FI3
Lineage: Eukaryota; Fungi; Ascomycota; Dothideomycetes; Pleosporales; Pleosporaceae
Exons: 1
Coding region: 1-1380 (459 amino acids)
Source: RefSeq, a predicted model, not a curated record